AUGCCAGCCGUCAAGGGAGACGGAAUGCGUGGUUUGGCAGUUUUUAUUUCAGACAUUAGAAAUUGUAAAUCAAAAGAAGCUGAAUUAAAAAGAAUUAAUAAAGAACUUGCUAACAUUAGAUCAAAAUUCAAGGGAGAUAAAACGCUAGAUGGAUAUCAAAAAAAGAAAUAUGUUUGUAAACUUCUUUUCAUAUUUCUUCUAGGUCACGACAUCGAUUUCGGAUAUAUGGAAGCAGUCAAUCUUCUUUCUUCAAAUAAAUAUACUGAGAAGCAGAUUGGUUAUUUAUUUAUAUCUGUAAUGAUAAAUCUUCAAUCAGAUUUAAUGAAAUUAAUAAUACAAAGUAUCAAAAAUGAUGUCGGUUCGAGAAAUCCUGUUCAUGUUAAUUUAGCUCUUCAAUGUAUAUCAAAUGUAGGAGCUAGGGAUAUGGCUGAAUCUUUUAGUGUUGAUCUUGCAAAACUUUUAGUUUCAGGUGAAACUAUAGAUUUUGUCAAGCAAUCUGCCGCUUUGUGUCUUCUCAAAUUGUAUAGAACUAAUAGUGAUGUUGUUCCACCAAAUGAAUAUGCCUCUAGAAUCGUUCAUCUUCUUAAUGAUUCUCAUUUAGGUGUUGUUACUUCGGCUUGCUCACUUAUUGAUGCCUUAUCCCGUAAAUAUCCAGAUGAUUACAAAGGUUGCGUUUCUCUGGCUAUUUCGAGAUUAUCUAGAAUCAUCACUUCGACUUACACUGAUCUUCAAGAUUAUACUUAUUAUUUUGUUCCCGCUCCAUGGUUAUGUGUUAAACUAUUGAGACUUCUUCAAAAUUAUCCCCCACCUGAAGAUCCAACAAAUAAAACAAAAUUAACUGAAUGCCUAGAUGGGAUUCUUAACAAAGCUCAAGAUGCUCCAAAAUCAAAGAAAGUUCAACAUUCUAAUGCAAAAAAUGCCGUUCUUUUUGAAGCAAUUUCACUUAUUAUACAUCUUGACAAUGAACCUCAUUUACUUGUUCGAGCAUGUAAUCAACUAGGUACUUUCUUAGCACACCGUGAAACAAAUCUACGUUAUUUAGCUUUGGAAUCAAUGUGUCUCUUAGCAACUUCUGAAUUUUCUCAUGAAGCUGUAAAAAAACACCAAUCUACAAUAAUUCAAGCAUUGAAAACUGAAAGAGAUGUUAGUGUCAGGCAAAGAGCUGUAGAUCUUCUUUAUGCUAUGUGUGAUAAAUCUAACAAUUGUGAAAUUGUAGGUGAAAUGUUGUCUUAUUUAGAGAAUGCUGAUUACUCUAUUAGAGAGGAAAUGGUUCUUAAAAUUGCUAUACUUUCUGAAAAAUAUGCUUCUGAUUACACUUGGUAUGUUGAUGUAAUUCUUAAACUCAUAACAAUUGCUGGAGACUAUGUUUCUGAAGAUGUUUGGUAUCGUGUGAUACAAAUUAUUACUAAUAGAGAAGAUGUACAAGGGUACGCUGCAAAAACUUGUUUUGAAGCUUUACAAAGACCUGCUUGUCAUGAGAAUCUUGUUAAAGUCGGUGGAUAUAUUCUUGGAGAAUUUGGUAAUCUUAUUGCUGGAGAUGCAAGAUCUGAACCAUUAAUUCAAUUUCAGUUGCUUCAUUCUAAAUAUCAUUAUUGUAGUAUUGCAACUAGAAGUUUAUUACUAACAUCAUAUAUUAAAUUUUGUAACCUGUUUCCUGAAAUCAAAUCUGAAGUUCAAAAAAUUUUCCAGAGUGAUCAUAAUUUACGAAAUCCAGAUGCUGAGUUACAACAAAGAGCUAUUGAAUAUUUGAAAUUGUCUCUUGUGGCAAGCAAUGAUGUUUUGGCAACUGUUCUUGAAGAAAUGCCACCAUAUCCUGAAAAAGAAUCAAACUUGUUGGGAAAAUUAAAAAGAUGUAAACCUCAACUUGAAGAGAUGGAAGCUGGAAGUGGUGAAAGAAAAUCACGUCCUUCUGCUAUUAUGAGUAGUACUUCAUUUACUCCAACACCGGAUCAUAUUGGAAAUCAAAGUAGUGGUAAUAUUGUUGACAUUAAUCAGGAUGGUCUUUCUGAUACUGGAGUUAACAUUAAAAAUGAACUUAUGAAUGUUCUAGGAACCUCUUUUAAUAGUGAUCCACAAUUGGAAUCUGAUAAUAAAGAAGAGUGUGCCAAAUUUGUUUUAAAAAAUAAUGGUGUUCUUUAUGAAGAUGCUAUUAUACAGGUUGGUGUGAAACUUGAGACAAAGUCUAAUCUUGCUAGAUUGGGAAUGUUUUACGGAAAUAAGACUGGACAUGAUUUUAUAAAUUUUGCAUCUUCAAUUACUACUUCAAAAGUUUUAGAAGAUCAAUUAAUGGUUCAAGAAAAACCUGUAGAUUCAACAAUAGCUGCAGGAACUCAAGUUCAACAAUUAAUAAAUUUUGUUUGUCUCAAUGAUUUUUCAUUGCAACCAGUCAUUAAUAUUAACUUUACCUAUACACAAAUAGAUGGUAAUGUAGAACAAUUUUUCAAAAAACUUUCACUUCCAAUAUUUAUUAACAAAUUUAGUGAACCAACUGAUAUGAAUUCCGAGCAAUUCUUUGCUAGAUGGAAACAAUUAAAUCAACCAUCUCAGGAAUCUCAAAAAAUUUUUGUUGCUAAAUGUCCAAUGGAUAAAGCAACAAUUGAACAAAAAUUGUCAUUGUUUGGUUGCAAGAUUUUAGUAAAUGUUGAUCCAAAUCCUGAUAAUUUUGUUGCAGCUGGCAUAAUAGAAACUCAAAACUUUAAGGCUGGUACUUUAAUAAGACUCGAGCCAAGCAAACAAACUAAAAGAUACAGAUUAACAGUUAGAAGUAGUCGACAAACUGUUGGAAAAAUUAUCUGUGAUCUUCUAAGUGAUCAAUUCUAA
Messenger RNA from Strongyloides ratti, 2820 nucleotides. RefSeq names its product AP-2 complex subunit alpha-1. The transcript is spliced from 2 exons. Gene Ontology annotation, biological process: intracellular protein transport; clathrin-dependent endocytosis. Gene Ontology annotation, cellular component: AP-2 adaptor complex; membrane coat. Bases 1 to 2820 code for a protein of 939 amino acids. NCBI's taxonomy places the organism in Eukaryota, Metazoa, Nematoda, Chromadorea, Rhabditida, Strongyloididae. Gene Ontology annotation, molecular function: clathrin-cargo adaptor activity. The record is from RefSeq and is a predicted model, not a curated record.